Messenger RNA from Phacochoerus africanus (Common warthog), 3650 nucleotides. RefSeq names its product component of oligomeric golgi complex 1 (gene COG1). NCBI's taxonomy places the organism in Eukaryota, Metazoa, Chordata, Mammalia, Artiodactyla, Suidae. Bases 46 to 2871 code for a protein of 941 amino acids. Gene Ontology annotation, biological process: intra-Golgi vesicle-mediated transport. Gene Ontology annotation, cellular component: Golgi apparatus; COG complex. The record is from RefSeq and is a predicted model, not a curated record. The transcript is spliced from 14 exons.
GACGACUGAGCGGAAGUGCCCCGUUGGGCCGCUGACCGGUCUGUCAUGGCGGCCGCGGCCGCUUCCCCUGCUCUGAAGCGGCUGGAUCUGCGCGACCCCGCGGCGCUUUUCGAGACCCAUGGAGCGGAGGAGAUCCGUGGGCUGGAGCGCCAGGUUCGGGCCGAGAUUGAGCACAAGAAGGAGGAGCUGCGGCAGAUGGUGGGGGAGCGGUACCGUGACCUGAUUGAGGCGGCUGACACCAUCGGCCAGAUGCGCCGCUGCGCCGAGGGGCUGGUGGACGCCGUGAAGGCCACCGACCAGUACUGCGCCCGCCUCCGCCAGGCCGGCUCGGCCGCGCCCCGGCCGCCGCGGGACCCGCAGCCACAGCUGCCGUCCCAGGAGAAGUUCUACAGCAUGGCUGCCCAGAUCAAGCUACUCCUAGAAAUUCCUGAGAAGAUCUGGAGCUCGAUGGAGGCGUCUCAGUAUCUCCACGCCACACAGCUCUACCUGCUCUGCUGCCACCUCCACACCCUGCUCCAGCUGGAUGCUUCUAGCUCCCGAUACAGCCCUGUCCUGUCCCGAUUCCCUAUACUCGUCCGGCAGGUGGCAGCAGCCAGCCACUUCCGGUCAACCAUUCUGCAGGAGAGCAGGAUGCUCCUGAAGUGCCAGGCCGUGUCCGACCAAGCCGUGGCCGAGGCCCUGUGUGCUAUAAUGCUCUUAGAAGAGAGUUCUCCUCGCCAAGCCCUAACAGACUUCCUGUUGGCCAGAAAGGCGGCUAUUCAGAAACUUCUCAACCAGCCGCACCACGGUGCUGGUGUCAAGGCUCAGAUUUGCUCUCUCGUGGAGCUGCUGGCCACAACCUUGAACCAAGCCCAUGCUCUUUUCUACACUUUACCGGAAGGUCUGCUGCCAGAGCCGUCCCUGCCGUGUGGCUUGCUCUUCUCAACUCUGGACACCAUCACAGGCCAGCAUCCCCCUGGGAAGGGCCUUGGUGUUCUGCAGCAGGAGAUGAAGCUGUGCAGCUGGUUCAAGCACCUGCCCGCAUCCGUCGUCGAGUUCCAGCCGGCUCUCCGGACGCUGGCGCACCCCAUCAGCCAGGAGUUCCUGAAGGACACGCUGCAGAAGUGGAUCCACAUGUGUAAUGAAGACAUUAAAAAUGGGAUUGGCAGCCUGCUCGUGUACGUGACGAGCAUGAAAGGUCUCGCGGGCAUCCGGGAUGCCAUGUGGGAAUUGCUUGCCAACGAGUCCAUCCAUCACAGCUGGGAUGUGAUCUGCCGGCGGCUCCUGGACAAGCCGCUCUUAUUCUGGGAGGAUUUGAUGCAACAGCUGUUCCUUGACCGGCUGCAGACUCUGACAAAAGAAGGCUUUGACUCCAUCUCCAGUAGUUCCAAAGAGCUCCUCAUUGCAGCUUUGCAGGAGCUGGAAAGCAACACCAGCAGUUCUACUUCAAAUAAGCACAUCCACUUUGAGCAUAACAUGUCUCUCUUCCUCUGGUCCGAGAGUCCCAGCGACCUGCCUUCCGCCGCCGCCUGGGUCAGCGUGUCAAGCCGGGCUCAGUUUCCCAGCAGCGGGCUCGCCAUGAAAGCACAAGCUGUUAGCCCUUGUGUCCGGAACUUCUGUUCUGCCCUAGAUUCUAAACUGCAGGUGCAGUUAGAGGACCUCCUGGCUUACCUCCCCUCCGGUGAUCCAGCGCUGCCCAAGGACGUCUCCCCCGCGCAAGCCAAGAACUGCGCCUUCGACAGAUACGCAGAUGCGGGGACCGUGCAGGACAUGCUGCGGACGCACUCCACGGCAUGCAUCAAGCGCGUCCUGAACUGCAUCCAGGCAGAGCUGCAGAGCGUUGAGCAGGCUCUCCAGGGGCAGCAGGAUGUCCUCGGCGGGGUCAAGCUGCAUGCAGUCCUUUUCAUGGCCAGACUUUGCCAGUCGCUGGGAGAACUGUGUCCCCACCUGAAGCAGUGCAUCUUGGGAAAAUCAGGAACCACCGAGAAAUCAACAAGGGAUUCUAGGGCUCUAAAAAAGCAGGGGAAGGGGAAAGCUCAAGAAAUGAUUCCCAUGCAGGCCAAGUGGCAGGAAGUUAAGGAGCUCCUCCUGCAGCAAAGCGUGAUGGGCUACCGGGUCUGGAGCUCAGUGGUUGUGAAAGUUUUGGCUCAUGGAUUCACCCAGUCAUUACUGUUAGAUGAUGCUGGCUCAGUCCUGGCCACAGCCACCAGUUGGGAUGAACUAGAAAUUCAGGAAGAAGCAGAGUCUGGCAGCAGCGUCACGUCCAAGAUCCGACUCCCUGUCCAGCCGUCCUGGUAUGUACAGUCCUUCCUGUUUAGCUUAUGCCAGGAAGUUAAUCGGGUUGGAGGCCAUGCCUUGCCAAAGGUGACGCUGCAGGAGAUGCUGAAAAGCUGUAUGGUUCGAGUAGUGGCCGCCUAUGAGAAACUUGCAGAAGAAAAGCAGUUGAAGAAAGAAGGUGCAUUUCCAAUGACCCAGAAUCGGGCACUGCAGCUGCUUUAUGAUCUGCGUUAUCUCAACAUUGUGCUGACAGCCAAGGGUGAAGAGAUGAAGAGUGGCCGCAGCAAACCAGACUCCAGGGUUGAGAAGGUGGCGGACUACUUGGAAGCACUCAUCGACCCGUUUGACCUGGACGUCUUCACGCCGCACCUGCACAGCAACCUGAAUCGCCUGGUGCAGCGGACGUCUGUGCUUUUUGGGUUAGUGACUGGGACAGAGAAUCCCUUCACCUCCCGGAGCGGUACCUUCAACUCCCAGGAGCCCCACAACAUCCUGCCACUGGCAUCGAGUCAGAUCAGGUUUGGACUUCUUCCACUGAGCAUGACAAGCACUCGAAAGGCCAAAUCAGCCAGCAGAAGCCUCGAAACAAAAGCCCAGUGGGCUGCCAUCCAUUAAGCCUGCGAGAGUCCUCCUGGGUAUUUCCGAAUUGUGUUCAUGUGUGUUUGAGAGCUCAACAGCUGGUCUUCUUACAGCAUUUAGUCAUUGUUGGUUUGCUUUCUUGUUAGAUAAAAUACUAGCAAUGUACCCUUUCCGUAUUCCCUGCCAUCAAACCCAUUAAGAUCCAAAAUCCUCAUCAAAUGUCUGGUUCUAAAACUUGGGAGAUGGUAAUAAAAAAAAAGGAGUUCCUACACAAACCACCCGCUCGAGAAGCAUGGGCCCGUGCUGUAAGCUUGCCCACCAGUCUCCAUGUCUGCCCGUAGAAACCGAGCUUUCGGCUCUCCCACGGCAGAGGAGCAGACCCAGGAAGGGAAGUAAAGUGCUUACCCUCUUCCCGUAGUCCACGUCCUCAAAUUGCAGUUCCGUCACAUAAUAAAAUCUCCUUCUGUCCCAUGUCCUCCUCACAUCUUGACAAAGAGCCAAGUCCCCUGACCAGAGCUCUGGGCGCUUCUAGCUCUGCCUGUGUGCUGUGCGGACUGCGGGCGGCGUGGAGGGUGAGCAGGUGGGGGACCGCGUGGACUCUAAGGCACUUUCCUCUCCGUACAAUGGCAGGUUGUCCCCCCGGCACUCCCCAGAGCAGAUGACCCGAGGCAUCCUGGCUCCUUGUUCAGACAGCUGGUCACUGAGGAAGAAGACUCAUCUACGCCUUCGUUAUUCAAGCUGGGGUGGCUCUCUAGCAUGACCAAGUGACAUGGGACAACCCAUCUCUAAAUAAAUACUACACGUUAUUUCUUCUA